CUUUCAGACUGGAAAAAUGAUAUAAUUGCGAUUAAUUAAGGAUUAAAGUGAAAAUGAGGAUAAUUUGACAUCUGUAUACUCGCAACCAACCACAGAACAGGCAUUUGCCAUAUUGUUUAGUCUCAAACCCAAAAGUGCUUAUUUUGCGAGAUUAAUAAAAGCGAUCUGUUUAACGUAUUCACUUUGGUGCUACACUUUAUAACCGCUGUUGUGUUUCGUCACACUACUAUUAUACGUUAUACAGGAAGAGAAGAGUUUUAUUUCCGGGUGGCAUUUAUAUAAAUAAUGUUUAAGUAACGCCAAUUUGAUCUGUUUUUCCUUCGAGUUCGGCUUCACAUGCGAACAUUAUGGUCGUGCGGGGAAGUUACAAUCGAAGGUUCCAGCUGCAUCACAAAACGGUGCCAGUGACCACGAGGCCUUUUACAGUGUGACAUGGAACGAUUAGCGUCUCGUCGUCGUUGCUUUGUUAAGCGGAACAUGAGAAUUCCAUUCACUCAUCCAUUCCCCCCACGCGCGGCCCCGAUGCCGCCUAAUUAAAUCCCCGAUGCCGCCUUACGCGCGGCCUUAUCUUGAAUACGUCAUGUGCCAAAUGGAACGUGACGCAUCCGAUCCAUACCUAGACGGUUGGGAAGCCGUCACUGCUGAAGCAAUUCGCCAUAUUGAAGAAAAGUACACGUCAGGCAGCCGGACAUCACUCGACAGUUGGCCCUCUUCGUCCACUCCGAGUGUGUCAGGUUUACCUUAUCUAUCCAGGAAGGAUCGCCCGAAAUCCGACUCGUGCGUCGAACCCACCUGUUUGCAAUUCGUAUUGCCAUCGAGGCGCACCGCUUCGGAAAAACUCGGCGGUCGAACCACUGUCACUUUCAAUCCUCACUGCCAACCCAAAGAAACGGAAACAAAUCUAGAAUCAAAACUAAAAGACAUACGUUACAUAGACGACAGUGCCAAGAGUUCAUUAUCUGCCAGCUUAACCGAUUAUCCUUGCUCUCCACCCCUGCCAGCAUCCAAGCCACUUCACCUUCCCGAAGAGAACAAAUUAGACGAGGAAACCGAAACUGCUGUUGCAAGUCCAACUACAGAAUCGUCAAAAAUCGGAGGAACCACAGACCAAUCUACAGAUUCGGUUGAAAUUAUCCAUAAUCAAAAUAAGCACGAUGUGGAUAGUCAAAGUGUCUAUUCUCUUUAUAUGGAAAAAGAUUUCAGGUAAGUCUCAUAAAUUGCCCAUAAUAUCUAGUAUAGUGAUGUCAUAUAUCUCGAUUUUUCGUGGCAUUGCACAUGCAUUUCGUUUCGUCAAUUUUAUAAUCGAACUUAAACACAAAACAAAGCAAAAUUCGUAAGACGAUUAAAUAAUAACCGGGCCUAAUUUAGACUCUUUAGGGACCUAAAGAAAUUAAUAUGUACUAUCCAUCGUUAUUUUGUAGAAGGGUCUCUUAUAUAAGUUAUUAUAAUAUAUGAGGACCUUCCAUAGAAUAACAAAAAACAUUUUAGUAAUGUUGUCGUCCUAAACUGUAAUAGAUAAUAGGCCUUUCCACUUAAUAGUAAUGGACAAUACAUAGACUAUUAUAUUUUUCUUUUUAAGGAUGAAGCAAGGAUCUUCGUAGCGUGAGUACUUAAACUGUAGUUUACGUGCAAAUUCGACUUUGAUAAUUGAUUUUAAUUUAAAUAUUUAUAUUUCUCAUACG
This is a messenger RNA of Centruroides sculpturatus (bark scorpion), 1682 nucleotides long. RefSeq lists its product as uncharacterized. The record is from RefSeq and is a predicted model, not a curated record. Lineage: Eukaryota; Metazoa; Arthropoda; Arachnida; Scorpiones; Buthidae. Bases 545 to 1207 code for a protein of 220 amino acids. The transcript is spliced from 2 exons.